Sinocyclocheilus grahami is the source of this 1370-nucleotide messenger RNA. Its product is annotated as tripartite motif-containing protein 35-like. The transcript is spliced from 6 exons. The coding region runs from base 9 to 1358 and encodes 449 amino acids. The record is from RefSeq and is a predicted model, not a curated record. Gene Ontology annotation, molecular function: zinc ion binding; protein binding. Lineage: Eukaryota; Metazoa; Chordata; Actinopteri; Cypriniformes; Cyprinidae.
AAGUGAAAAUGGAUUCACUAUCGGCAGAUUAUUUUUCUUGUCCUGUGUGCUGUGAAAUCUUCAAGGAUCCUGUUGUUUUAUCAUGUAGUCACAGUGUCUGUAAAGAGUGUCUUCAACAGUUUUGGAGAAGCAAGAAAACUCAGGAGUGUCCUGUCUGCUGGAGAAGAUCCUCAAGAGAUGAACCUCCAUGUAACCGUGUGUUAAAAAACUUGUGUGAUCUGCUUCUGAAGGAGAGAAAUGAGAGGUGUUCAUCAGGAUCUGAGGAGAUCUGCAGUUUACACAGUGAGAAACUCAAACUCUUCUGUCUGGAGGACAAACAGCCUGUGUGUUUAGUGUGCAGAGAUUCACAGGAACACGACAAUCACAAAUUCAGACCCAUCAGUGAAGUUGUUGCAUCAUAUAAGGAGGAGCUCAAUACAGCACUGAAGUCCUUACAGUGGAGACUUAAAUGCAGAGAAAAAAUCAAAGGAGAGAUUGAGGAAACAGUACAACACAACAAGUCUCAAGCUGAGCACACAGAGCUUCAGAUUAAACAGCAGUUUGAGAAGCUUCAUCAGUUUCUCAGAGAUGAAGAAGAAGCUACAAUCACUGCACUGAGGGAGGAAGAGGAGCAGAAGAAGAAGAUGAUGAAGGAGAAGCUGGAGGAGAUCAACAAACACAUCUCAGUUCUUUCACACACAAUCAAGGACACGGAGGAGAUGAUGAAAGACAAUGACCUCUGCUUUCUGAAGAAGUUUCCAGUCUCGAUGGAAAGAGUCCAGAUCUCACAGCCGGAUCCACAGACACCUUCUGGAGCUUUGAUUCAUGUGCCACGUUACUUGGGCAACCUGCCCUUCAGAGUCUGGAAGAAGAUGCAGGACAUUGUCCAAAACACUCCUGUGAUUCUGGAUCCAAACACAGCUCAUCCAUCUCUCGUCCUGUCUGAUGAUCUGACCAGUAUGAGUUGCGACUUGACCAGUGAACUGCUUCCUGAUAAUCCAGAGAGAUUCGACAUCUAUCCCUGUGUUUUGGGUUCAGAGGGUUUUAACUCAGGAACACACAGCUGGGAUGUGGAGGUUGAUGAACGUUCUUCCUGGAGUGUUGGAGUAACUACAGCAUCAAAACAAAGAAAGGGACGUGUUUUCUUUAACACUGAUGUAUGGAGUGUGCAGUGUGGACCAUUUCAACUGCCUGGCUUUCGUGUUAAACAGAAGCUUGAGUGUGUGAGAGUUGAUCUGGACUGUGAGAGAGGAACUGUGUCAUUCUCUGAUCCUGUAACUAACACACAUCUACACAAAUUCACAACCACCUUCACUGACACUGUCUUUCCUUUCUUUUAUAGUCAUUUUCCACUUAGUGUCUUACCGUUCAAUAGUUAGUAAAUGUUACAC